AUGACGGCCUCCUGGGCACAACAGGACUCUGAUGGCAAUACGGCUCUCCACUAUGCUGCGUUGUUCAGGCUGGACUCGUCGCUCAACCCUUUACUGGAAAGAAGGGCGCGACCAGAUGUUGGCAACAGUUCAGGAGAAUGCGCAGUACAUUGGGCUGCCAAGUCUUCCAAUGUCAUAGCUUUGGAUGCGAUGACGAGGGCCAGCCGAGCUUUUCUCUCGAUGCGCGACUGCGAUGGCUUCACGGUCUUCGUUGUGUCCGCAGAGAUGGACAACUGUCCGGUGAUGGAGCUAAACCGACAUGUUGGCAAACCAUAUCUUCAGCCGCGCGGCUCGGAACUGUGCAGGAGGACGUACCUCAAAGGCGUCAGCUUGGAAGAACAGGAUGACUACGGCAGAACUGCCUUGCAGUGGGCAUGCUACGAGGGCAACAAGAAGACGACCGCAUGUCUUAAAGCACACCCAUCUAUGAAAUCGAUGGCACCCUAG
Messenger RNA from Symbiodinium sp. CCMP2592, 486 nucleotides. The record is from the annotation of a GenBank genome assembly. NCBI's taxonomy places the organism in Eukaryota, Dinophyceae, Suessiales, Symbiodiniaceae.